Molecule: messenger RNA, 557 nt
Organism: Triticum aestivum (bread wheat)
Lineage: Eukaryota; Viridiplantae; Streptophyta; Magnoliopsida; Poales; Poaceae
Product: B3 domain-containing protein Os03g0620400-like
Exons: 2
Coding region: 17-388 (123 amino acids)
Molecular function (GO): DNA binding
Source: RefSeq, a predicted model, not a curated record
GACUCAAUUAGUUCUUAUGAAUAUUCAAUCUGAACUUCCCAUCUUCGUGAGAGAGUUGCAAUCAGCCUCUGUUGUUGGCACAGGCCAAGGAGGAUGUGCGCUGGUCUUUUGCAAGGAAUUUGCUUCGGCAUGUGGCCUCCCGCACACAAAGAAAACCAUACAUCUUCAGCUGGAGGACAAAACGAAGGGGCCAUGGCCUGUCACGUUAAUCCGCAGUGAGCAUAACAGCAACCAGAGGUGGCUUACCACGGGGUGGAAGGAAUUUGUCACGGAAAAUGGCCUGAAGAAAGGAGAUGCCUGCCUCUUCCAGCCAGACAAGAGCAGCAACACCAAGGGCCUUACAAUGACUGUUUAUCUGAUUCGCAAGUCGCCGGAAAAGGAGCUGUAGCUCAAGCAUGUUGACUUGUGGUUUCUUAUCAAUCGUCUAUAUUUAGUAUGGCUCUAAUAACUCUCUUAUGCCCUCUCCUAUGAGAGCUGACUUGUUGACCAACUUGAUGCUGAGUUCAUUUAGGUGACUUGUACUCCCUCCGUUCAUCUAGAUACAUCUAUUUCUGCGA